Messenger RNA from Cladocopium goreaui, 657 nucleotides. The record is from the annotation of a GenBank genome assembly. NCBI's taxonomy places the organism in Eukaryota, Dinophyceae, Suessiales, Symbiodiniaceae.
AUGGGGAACCGGGGCUGUGACAAAGACCCUUGCAUGAAGACCCACAGAAAGCAGUACAAAGAGUUCAAGAAACUUUGCCAGCUAUUAUGCAUCGAGAACGUGUGUGAAUAUUCCGUGCCCCUGGUCAAGUCAGAGCUUGGGCCGCAGUGGACCGUCAUGUUCACUCGUUUGGACUCUCGGCUGUUUGGUGUGCCAGUAGCGCGAGCCAGGUUGUACCUCCUUGCUUUUCGCAACGAUGUGCUUCAAUGGGCCAGUGAUUUGACGUUGGAUGACUUCGUGGCCAUGAUGUCAAGUGAGUGCGUGAUGUCUGCACGAAACCUAUUCUGGAUGAGUGCCCCGGAAAAGGAACUCACAAAUGCUGAAGCGAAAAAUUUGGAGGCGUAUCGACAGUUGAAGGAUUUCUCUUUCCCCGAUUUGUCGCAGUACGCCAAGAACAGCCGGGAACAUGGCAGAUUCAUGCAAGGGAAGGAGCUCUUGACUGCCCAGACCCUUCCUGCUACUAGGCUCCAGUCUGAGACUUGCCGAGCCCCACAGUUGGCUUUGGGGAAUGUCAAAGCAAGUUCCCUUCCCAAAAUGGCGGGGAAUUCCAUGUCAGUUCCGUGCCUGGGAUGCGUGUUGCUUGCAGCUAUUUGCUGCAUCGAACCAAUCCCCAAAUGA